GUGAAAGCAUUCGUCGCAUAUUUUUCUUGCAUAAUUGUUGCAUCAAUUUAACUCAAAAUUUCCGUGUCAUCCGCUAAUUUAAAUGCAAAUAUACGUAAAAUGGUGCUUUUUGGCCUCAAGAAUUCACUAAACGACGACUUUGGGAGCCAGAAAUAGUUAAAAUUCGACACGAUUUUUUUUUGUGUGACACUUUCCUGUAAAUAUUUCGAUAAAAAUUACUUGUUUUCACAGAAAUCGUGGCUAACUUACGAUUAAAUUUACCAAAUAUGAGUAGCAUACGGGUUCUUCCUUUAAAUUUAAGUACAACACAAAAGAUAGUUGUUGCUGUUUCUGUUACCGCCGGCGUCGCGUUAGUCGGUAUCUUAGCGAAUGUCUUGGGACGUCGGAAAGCCAUGAAGCUUGGGCAACGGCGAGCUCGAAGAGGUCCGAGUGGUAGAAGGACAAGAAAUAGCAUCCGAAGUCCUAACAAUGAUAUGAUUUCUCUUGCUGGUUCAAAAGCAUCCGCGAGAUCAAUGAGCCCGGGAGGAAGUGUUCAUGCCAUGUCAGAUCGUUUAUCGCUCGCUUCUGGAUCGUUAGGGGCUGGCGUAUUGAACGCACAAUUGACACCCCAACAGCUCGGAGUGAUGGGAAUGGAAGCUUUAGAGACGGUAAUUGGGUAUUGGGAAGAUGCCUUGGCUCAACAUUCGUCCUCAGCUACUUUAUCGCUCAUGUCGCCGGAAGAUUCAGAGUUUUGCAAGGAAAUUCACAAUUUACUCGAUGUCGCGUACGCUUUGCAGGAACAAAGUGAGUUGUUAUUUUUGGACGAACGUUCGGUUUUGUUCCGUGAAGAGGAAAUCCAACGAGAAGUAGCGAGUUUACACGGGAGUCGCGUCAACGGAAGUCAUCGAGGAUCCGAUCCCGGUUUGGAUUCCGGCGAAAGUUUCGCUUCUGCCUUAGAUCAAAUCGCAGAUUUACGUGAAUUUGAAGAUUUUCUCGAAGCACUGCCCGAAAUGGAGAAAUAUCCGUUGUACCAAAGUGCAGUUAAGCAUCUCGAGGAGCAACCAGUGCCGUAUCGCAGUAUUCGAACGGAAAUGGUAAAUUGCUCCUCCGAUGCAGAAUAUCUCGCAAAACUUCAUUGUCUUCGACUGGCUUUCCAAUAUUUGUCGAAAGAUGACACAAAGAUGAAAUGGAUCGAGGAUUGUGGGAGACAAGUUCUAACUGAUUUACUAUGCUUGGCAGACAAAGAUCCAAAAGAUUUUUUGGUAGCAUAUGAGUCGAUGGUUGAAUAUUUGCACGACGAAAACAAUUGGGAAGAAAUUGAGCGGGAACUUGAACUGCGGAACGUGAAGGCAAUGACAUUUUACGAUAUUUGUCUGGAUUUUAUUGUGCUCGAUGCAUUUAGAGACCUCGAUGCGCCUCCUUCAAGCGUAUUGGCAGUUGUGCAAAAUAGAUUUUUGACGAAUGGAUUUAAGGAAACGGCAUUGGCAACAGCAGUGUGGAGUGUGUUGAAGGCAAAAAGACGAUUUUUGAAGUUUCCUAAUGGAUUUAUGAGCCAUUUUUAUGCCGUGAGUGAGCAUACGAGCCCGAUAUUUGCUUGGGGAUUCUUUGGACCGAACGAAUAUUUGUCAGAAGUGUGUCAUUACUUCCGCGAUCAAAUGGUGGAUUUCCUAAAAGACCUCUACAACUUCCAAAAAGUACGUUACACGACAGUUGAAGACUUGGCGAGCGACAUUUUCACUCUCAUGAAACAGCGCGUCGACAACAUUGGCGUCAAAUUUAGUCAAUAAGCGGUUGUUAAUUCUUAAUUAUUAAUUAUUCUCGAACAGAUCAAUAUUAACGGGGACUAUCUUGAUUUUUGUUAUAAGAAAUCAAAAAAAAAGUUAUUAAUUUUAAUUCAGUUGACUCGGAAGUGGUACAAAAA
Culicoides brevitarsis is the source of this 1900-nucleotide messenger RNA. It is a transcript of the gene Miga, whose product is annotated as mitoguardin. The record is from RefSeq and is a predicted model, not a curated record. The transcript is spliced from 4 exons. Gene Ontology annotation, biological process: mitochondrial fusion. Lineage: Eukaryota; Metazoa; Arthropoda; Insecta; Diptera; Ceratopogonidae. Bases 267 to 1766 code for a protein of 499 amino acids.